CGGAUUCAUAACCUUAAAUUCUGUUCUCUUGUUGUUGUUGACAUAUCGACCCAGAAAAGUGUUGAAAUCUCUGAAAAUCUCAGUGAAACUUGCGAAAAUCAUGGAAGAGGAUCGAGUGGUGUUGGCCAAGAAUGCCCUGAUGGAGGCAAUUGGGGAGAAUUGGUCAAAAUACCUAAGUUACAUGCGAAUGUGGUUUCGCAGUCUCAUCACACAGGAAGCCUUCGAUCAGGAAGCCCGAAAGAUGCUGACCAUCGAGCAGAUGCACCUGCAGAACGAAUUUCUCAGCGCCGUGAUCCGGAAGACGUGCGGAUUCACGCAAUCCGUGCCGCUGCGGCCAGUGGCAGUGCCGGACGAGAAGCCCGUGAAUUUCAUAAAGAAGAAGCGCAAGAGAAGCUUCAGGGCAUCAGAGAGAGCGACAUUUGAGCCUGUCGGGGUGUCUGACUACCUGCCCGGAGAGCCGAUGCUCAAUGACUACCACAACGCCAACCAUCAGCAGCGUUUCGUGGCGCAGGAGCUCUUUCUGCCGGACAGCGCCCUGAUCAUGGGCAGACUCCUCGUGGGCGCCUGGGAGAUCGGGCUUGUGAACGUGGAGGACUCUGCGGCGGAGAUGCUGUGCAGCGCCGUGCAGACACUGCUCAAGAACAUCCUCUCGUCGGUGUUCAUGAAGAAGAAGAUGUUCAAGAGCACCUCCGGCGGAGCAUUCUUCUACGACGUCGGCCAUCCGGUGAGAGAUCCCUUCGUGCGGAACACCGUCACGAGGCAGAAAAUCGACGAUGCACCCGUGGACAUCGACAAGGAGAUCACGCUGGUGAAUCUGAUGAGAAAUCCCACCGAGGAUUCCGUCUUUCUGGCCGAUUGUGGCGAAAUUACGCCACCGAAGCAACACAGAGUCACUGUUCAGGAUCUCUAUCGCGCCCUCCAGGAUCGCAAUAUCAUCCCCUCGCACUCUGUCUACUCCAUCAACGCGGAGCGGAUAAGUAACAGCCUCGGCUGACCAAGGUGCACGGACAAGUCGCUGUUGGAGCCGCGGUGCAACAGCGUGUCCUCCUGGCCGCGCAUUGCCAUCUCCAUGUCGCGCGCC
Messenger RNA from Phlebotomus argentipes, 1081 nucleotides. RefSeq names its product transcriptional adapter 1-like. Gene Ontology annotation, biological process: regulation of transcription by RNA polymerase II. Gene Ontology annotation, molecular function: transcription coactivator activity. The transcript has 2 exons. Gene Ontology annotation, cellular component: SAGA complex. Lineage: Eukaryota; Metazoa; Arthropoda; Insecta; Diptera; Psychodidae. Bases 101 to 994 code for a protein of 297 amino acids. The record is from RefSeq and is a predicted model, not a curated record.